CAUCGCAAUUUCUACCAAUCAGCUUCACUCCCAGUCGACUCACCCCACCUACUCUUUCUCCUUCUUGCUGCAAACGCCUCAUGUCGGCCUCCUUCUUCGCCCGCCGCGCUGUGGCGCUUCGCGCUGCGCCCCUCCGAGCAUCGAUGGCUUCUCCCGCCAGGAUGCUCCGCACGUCGGCCGUCCUGCGCGCCGACUCGCACGCACCGCCCGUCAUCCAGGGCGAAGGCGGCAAGCCCGGCGAGGUUCCCACGGACGAGGCCCAGUCGACCGGUCUCGAGCGGUUUGAGCUCCUGGGCAAGCUCCAGGGCGUCGACGUGUUCGACAUGGAGCCGCUCGAGAGCGACCGACUCGGGACCAAGAAGGACCCCAUCGUUGUCAAGAGCUUGUUCCCCACGAGGAUCAUUGGCUGCUCGGGAAGCCCGGCAGGAAGCCACGACACCAUCUGGCUCCACCUCAACCUCGAGACAGAGUUCCACAGGUGCCCCGAGUGCGGCUCUGUGAGCAAGCUCGACUUCCAGGGCGACCCGGCCCUCUUGGAGGGCGGCCACCACUAGAUUGGUGUCGUGUGUCGGGGACUGCAUUGAUUACUUUUGAGGAUGGCAGCUGGCGUCCAGGAUAGACAGAGAGACGAAAUGAAGAAAAAACGGUCGACGACUGAGAAGGAAGGAAUCAGAUCCACAUUCUCUCCAUUCUCAGACCACAUUUCGGCAGAGUCGCCGAAAGAGUGAAGCAGAAAGAGUUGUUUUCUUGGAAGUGAGGGUAAAAGUACGAAGAGGGUCGCAAACGGCUACUUUAUUUGCGACGACUCGCCACGGAGAUUGAGGUAGGAUUGGUCAACUC
Acaromyces ingoldii is the source of this 840-nucleotide messenger RNA. Its product is annotated as COX5B-domain-containing protein. Lineage: Eukaryota; Fungi; Basidiomycota; Exobasidiomycetes; Exobasidiales; Cryptobasidiaceae. The record is from RefSeq and is a predicted model, not a curated record. Gene Ontology annotation, cellular component: mitochondrial envelope. Bases 81 to 554 code for a protein of 157 amino acids. Gene Ontology annotation, biological process: mitochondrial electron transport, cytochrome c to oxygen. The transcript has 3 exons.